Molecule: messenger RNA, 888 nt
Organism: Ogataea philodendri
Lineage: Eukaryota; Fungi; Ascomycota; Pichiomycetes; Pichiales; Pichiaceae
Exons: 1
Coding region: 1-888 (295 amino acids)
Biological process (GO): ceramide biosynthetic process; ceramide catabolic process
Cellular component (GO): endoplasmic reticulum membrane
Source: RefSeq, a predicted model, not a curated record
AUGUCUUUGCUCCAACAGUUGACUCUCUUCCAGUAUAAAGAACCUAGUGAAGGAUACUGGGGUCCGGUGACCGCCACAAUUGACUGGUGUGAAGAAAACUAUGUGGUUUCUCCGUUUUUUGCAGAAAUAGUCAACGCCACCACCAACCUCUCCUUUUACUUCCUGUCGCUCAACCUAUUACGUUCGGCUAUCAAGAACGACCAUGGAUUGAUGUUUGUGUUUGUGUCCAUCGGUAUGUGCGUCGUUGGAAUCGGAUCUUGGUUGUUCCACAUGACUUUAAAGUACGAGUUCCAAUUAUUAGACGAACUACCAAUGAUCUACGUCACUGCAAUCCCAUUUGCCUACAUUUUUGGACUGGAGACUAACUCCAAGUUCAAAAGGUACCUUGUGUAUGUCACCACUGGUACCCUUAUUGCUGGGCUCACAUACAUCUAUUGUUCCGUUUACAAAAAUCCUGAGCUCCAUCAGGCUUCAUAUGCUGUUCUCAACAUCUCCAUUGUGGUGAAAUCGGUUUCCCUUGUCAAGAAGCAUGUUACGGACUACAACCAGAGGCAUUUCCUGUACAAGUUUGUUGGAUUUGCUCUAUUUGAGUUCCUAUUUGGAUUUCUCGUUUGGAACCUGGACACAGUGUAUUGUUCGGACCUAAUUAGAGUCAGAAGACUGGUUGGGUUGCCACUGGGUGCUCUGCUUUUUGAAGGUCACGGAUGGUGGCACAUUCUCACCUCCUUGGGAAUUUUCCACUUUAUUUUAUACAACCAAAUGUUAAACGUUUGGUACCGAGGACUUCAAGACAAAUACGAAUUGGUCUGGAGACUUGGGAUGCCCUUUGAGGUCAGACUGAAGCCACAGCCUGCUCCAGUUGCAAAGAAGGAAAAGUCUUCUAAAUAG